AUGGGGUCCCAAAGGGACCUGGCAAGGCCAUCAAAUACGUCUGAUAACACAUCCAAUUCUGAUGUAUGUCAACCUAUGGAAGAUAAAGAGACAGAUGAUUUCUUGGAUGAAGCAUAUAAGAAAAGUGUUAGUGAUGGGAUAAUGAAACACAAUAAAGAGAAGAAACUCCGUGAGUUAUCCAGCCAGGACGUGUCUUUUCAGGACAAAAAGUCUCAAUUACAUAAGAAAGUAGCAGAGAAUAUUGUUAAGGAUGUAUUUGAUUUCACGGCUACUUCAACAUCUGAGAAAAAUCAUGCGACUGAAAUUUUGCUGACGCCCGUCAGUGAAAAUCAUGUGACCGAAAAUAAUG
This is a messenger RNA of Dentiscutata erythropus, 349 nucleotides long. Lineage: Eukaryota; Fungi; Glomeromycota; Glomeromycetes; Diversisporales; Gigasporaceae. The record is from the annotation of a GenBank genome assembly.